GCAACGUGCUGCCCGUUUAGGAGGGCGUAUAAAAAGGCGAUGGAAGAAAAGAGGGUCCCAUUUGGUGCCCCGUUCGGUGACAAUGAGGGUCCUGGUGGUCUUGGCGACUUGGGUGGCUGCGGCGUUGGCCAUUGACACCUUCGUGGGGCAUCAGGUGCUGAGAAUCACAGCCACUGAUGAAGCCCAGGUGGAGAAGUUGAAGGAGCUGGAAGCUUCGGAGAAUCUUCAGCUGGAUUUCUGGCGAGCACCAGCUCAUCCCGAUCUCCCCGUAGAUGUGCGUGUGCCCUUCCCCAGCCUUCAAGGGGUCAAGGUCUUCCUGGAGACCAAUGGCAUCGCAUACUCCAUCAUGAUCAACAACGUUCAGAAACUGAUUGAUGAGGAGAGGCGUCACAUGAUGCACCAACGUCAACUCCAAGAAUUGUCACUCACAAAUUUUAACUUUGCUGCUUACCACGACUUGGAUACAAUCUAUAACUUCAUGGACCUCUUGGUGCGUACGAAACCCCUCCUGGUCAGCAAAAUUGAGAUUGGCCAGACAACAGAAGGACGCCCAAUCUAUGUCUUGAAGUUUAGCACCGGGGGAACCAACCGGCCAGCAAUCUGGAUUGACACCGGCAUCCAUUCCCGCGAGUGGGUCACUCAAGCCAGCGGAGUCUGGUUUGCCAACAAGAUCUUUGAAGACCACGGAAAGGAUCCUUCCUUGACGUCCAUCCUGAACCAGUUCGACAUCUUCUUGGAGAUCGUCACCAAUCCAGAUGGCUACUUCUUCACCCACACCAAGAACCGGAUGUGGCGCAAGACCAGGUCGAAGAGAGAGGGGUCAUCUUGCAUCGGAGUCGACCCCAACCGGAAUUGGGCGGCAGGCUUCGGAGGAGCUGGCGCCAGUGGGAACCCGUGCUCGGAAACCUACCGUGGACCUUACGCGGAGUCCGAACCGGAGGUGAAAGCCAUUGUGGAUUUCGUACGGCAACACGGCAACAUCAAGGCUUUCAUCUCCAUCCACAGCUACUCCCAGCUCCUCCUCUAUCCUUACGGUUACACCAAGGAGAAAGCUGCCGACCACCUGGAGCUGGACGCCCUGGCAAAGAAGGCCGUGACCGCGCUGGAAUCUCUCCACGGAACCAAGUACAGAUACGGCAGCAUCAUCACCACAAUCUACCAAGCAAGUGGAGGCACCGUUGACUGGACCUACGACCAGGGCAUUAAAUAUUCCUACACCUUUGAGCUGAGAGACAAGGGCAGACACGGGUUCCUGCUCCCGGCGAACCAGAUCAUUCCCACGGCAGAGGAGACCUGGCUCGCCCUGAUGGUCAUCAUGGAGCACACGCGGGACCACCCUUACUAAGCUGGAGGGGCCGGGCUCAGGGCGACGGCCUGGCCCUCCGCCCACAUCUGCCUUCUGAUUCUGCGCCUGAUUCUGAUGAAUAAUCCCCCUGCAUGUAAUCUGCUCCUGCUGCAAUUCUGCUGCUUAGCUGUAGGAGGCGGUGUUGGAGAACCUGGGGGAGGUGGUGGAGUCAAAAGAGGAACCAGCUUGGCAUCUCUAGAUAGUCGCAGGCGAAUUUAAUCGAAUGUCCCUUGAAUUCCACUGACUUUUAUCUAACUCCUAACAGGUGCUGACAGAGUGACAAGAUUGUUUUCAGCAAUAAAGCAGUUUAAUUGGACUGUCA
Molecule: messenger RNA, 1667 nt
Organism: Crotalus tigris (Tiger rattlesnake)
Lineage: Eukaryota; Metazoa; Chordata; Lepidosauria; Squamata; Viperidae
Product: carboxypeptidase A1-like
Exons: 11
Coding region: 83-1345 (420 amino acids)
Biological process (GO): proteolysis
Molecular function (GO): zinc ion binding; metallocarboxypeptidase activity
Source: RefSeq, a predicted model, not a curated record